Molecule: messenger RNA, 788 nt
Organism: Salvia splendens (bonfire salvia)
Lineage: Eukaryota; Viridiplantae; Streptophyta; Magnoliopsida; Lamiales; Lamiaceae
Product: vascular-related unknown protein 1
Exons: 3
Coding region: 70-561 (163 amino acids)
Biological process (GO): xylem development
Source: RefSeq, a predicted model, not a curated record
AAAUCCUUCUUCAACAAUUAUCCUCACCUCUCUCUCUCUCUCUAAACACCUGAUCAAGUUUCUUCAGCCAUGUCGAUGAACUCGUCGAUCGACGACAAAAACAUGGUGGCGGAGGAGAGCGGGUGGACCAAGUAUUUGGAGGACUUCUCUUGCAACAACGGCAGCUUCAUAAGCAGCUCUUCUAUGGUCUCCGAUGCAGCGUGGAAUGGCUCAGACACCAUUAAAAGGUUGAAUUUGAAGAAGUUGAAUCGAAGCACCAAUAGAAGGAAAUAUACCUAUGAAUACGAUGAUGAUUUGGAAGAUACGGCUAGCUCUCCUGUUCAUAGCCCUAAGGUGAGCAGGAUGAGGCAGGCGGAGGUCAACCAGAGAAAGAUGGAUGCUACUUGCGAUUAUGUGAGCCAACAGUCGAGUUCGAAGAAUUUCUUGAAACACGAUAGAGAAGAAGAGAGAAAUACAAAUAACAGUGUUAUCGACAACAAAACCAGUGAUCAAUAUAUGGAGCUGAGGAAGAGAGGGUUAUGUUUGGUGCCAAUGUCAGCUUUGAUUAACUAUAUUGGUUAAUUAAAUAUGAGAAAAAGUAUAGUUUAUGUCUCCAUCUUUUCACACACUUCGUUGUGAAAAAUAGAAAGAUUAUAGUGUGUAAUAAUAAUAAAAGAAAGUUGGUAGAUUGAGAAUUGUAUAUAAUUUUCGUUGCCAUUCCCUUUCUUCCACAUGGAUAUAUAUGUGGCAAGAUUUUAAAUAGGGUUUGUAUAAAGUAUAUUUUUCUUUAAUUGGUGAGUAUAUGUUAA